AGCUAACGAACUGGGGAGCUGAAUGUGAUGUUGAAUAAUGACGAUAGAUGGCAGAUGAGAUAUUAAAAAUAACCUGAACAGAAACUUUGUUUCUUGCUGAAGAGCAAUAUUUUUAUCGAAAGUGUAAACAGUGUGAUUUUGUUAAAAUACUGGAAUGAUUUCGUGACGGGGGGAAAUAUGCACAGCGCUGGCAGGACUAGAUUUUUAUUGACAGGCAUAUUGAAGUGUCAUAAUCGCAGCUGUGUGAGGAUGUAUUCGAGACUAAUUAAGUGGAGGGAAAGCGGCAUGGGAUACACGCCGAUGGAUUUCAAAAUUUAUACACAAUUGGUGGAGGACAACCUGAGGGUUGACAAGGGCUACGCGGUGGCCCUCUUGAAGAAUAACAUGCGUAUCAUUAGACUCGAUGAGGAAAGGAUUGUUAAUAAUUGUCGUAUAUGCCGGACAGAAGGAAAAUGUGGACCUGCAGGACAGCAUCAAUGAUUUGAAGUUUCUGGAGUUCAGUGAGGACGAUUUAGAGAAUAGAAUUUUAUUGCUGAAGGAGAUGGGAGCACAGUACAUAUCAACUGCAAUGCUGAAAUUGUGUGCAUCGAGGAUCCACGUUGUGACGUUCAAAGCCUACACUAAAAUACCAGAUGAUGUUGUUAUAUCCGAAAAAUUAUGCUCCCACCUCCACGCACCUCCCUCCGACGUUCCUGCUCUAGUUGACCUGAACGAGUUGAUGACUGUCAAGGAAUACAGAAAGCAGUGCUUGGCCCACUGGCUGAAGUGGAGGCUGGAGAUACCAGACACUGGCCACAAGCUCAUCGAAACCAUGACCAAGGCAUUGAGGUACAAAAGCUUUUCGAGACUGCGACAGUGCUUCGAUAUUCUCCACAAUGAGCUUGGAAUAUCUGUGCAAUUGAUUCGAGAGAAGAAAUAUCUCUCGCGGAUAUCAUCAUCCAAUCUGCGAAAAAUCCUGACCGACAUACCGGAAAUUUGUGGUGUUUCCACGAAACAGUUGUUGAAAAAUCACCCGUCCCUCCUCAAAAUGAAGUACCAAAACGUUUUUCAUGUCAAGGAGCAACUCGAGGAUCUCGGAAUAACAGCCGAGCAAGUGUUAAACGUCCCCCAAAUAUUGAUGGCGAAUUCCGCCAGUGUCGACAUUGGUGUUGAAACGAUAAAGACCACCCCGGAACUGAAAAUAUUAAUACAUCAUCCAAAUCUACUGCAAAUUCUGUUGACAAAGGAUGGCAUCCAACAGCGAAUUGCAUAUCUCCGUUAUCUGCGUGUCAAUGGGAUAACAGUGAGCACUUUGGGAAGAUCAAAAACUAACUUUGAUCGGUUUCUACGGUCGGGGGUGCAUCGGAUGAAGGGGGAAGAGAUCGCUGUUCUGUUGAAGAAAUAUUUAAACAAGAAUACCGAUGAAAUUCAGGAGGGAAUCAAGAAACAUCCCUUGUGGAAACACGUGGAUCUCGUCACUAUUCAGGACACCUUGAUGUACCUGAUGGAGUAUUUCGAUGUUGAUGAUAUUUUUAAAAAUAUUCAGCUACUUCUUUACUCUAGGGAUAAAAUCGAGUAUCCACUAUCGAGUCUCAUGACAGUGAAUCAACAGAUGCAGGAGAGUAAUCGUUUCACCCCCAGUCAAUUGUUGGCUCUAUGUGCCUACCAAAUCGAGAGGGAGUACCACUUCACAGGUGAUAGUGUGUGGGACAGGAAUGACAGCCCGAGUAAAAAGACCCCUGAGGAGUUGAGUAGAGAGACCGAUGAAUGGAGACACAAUCAAACGAAGCAUCCGUUGAAUGAUGAGGUGGCGACGCCGGUGCCGGGGUGGGUGGAUGGAGUCUGUGGGGUUGAUGGGGAAAUUCGAUGGAUCAUCCAGGAUACGUGUCAAUUCGUCGACGAGCAGCAUGGAACUGAUGGCUCGUCGCUCUUAAACUCGACCGAAGGCUCAAUGAAUGACAACAAUCGCCAGGAAUUGCCUCGAAUUGGUCCAAUCAAACUACCCCCAUUCCCAUUCUGCAUUCGCCUAUGAACCCGCGUUAUUAACUGGUUAUUUGACAAGCGUUAAUUACGACGAGAUGAAUUUUUAGUUGUUUAUAAAAUGAUACUACUGUCAAAAAUGCCUUUGGAGUGUUGGGCUACGAUUGAACCACAAUGUUGGUAUUUACUUGAAAAGCUCAUAUGGAAGGUUAUCAUGUUCCAUAUUUUAUUAAUUAAAAAUUUUAUUUAAUUUUAUUAAUUAAAAAAAGGAAAAUUUUUAAUUUGGAAAACUGCCAUUAUUUUUUUUACCAUUCUACGUUAAAGUUUUCAUUUUAAUUUGUAGUAUAAAUACAGGGAGAGGGUAGUUUAUAAUCGAUGAAGACAAAUAGCAUUUUGUAACAUUGCAAAAUCAUCAACAUCGAAGAAACGCCAAUUUAUUUUUGAGCAGAACGAUUUUUUUUAAUGAACUUUGCAAAAUUUAUGAUAUAGGAUUUUGUAGAAAGUGGAAAAUUUAAUUUUGCUGGGGUAAAAACGAAGAAAACGAUUCGUUUUAGUAGAAAAACGAAACGAGUGUUCGAAAAUUUUAGUGAUGUUCUGGUACUUAUUUAAGUUGUUUAUCGAAAAUUUUGGGAAAAAUUUUAUACGAGGGAUAAAAUUAAAAUUCAGUGGGGUAAAAUGAAAACUUGAAUAAAUGGUACAAUAAAAAAUGGAGAAGAGACAAUUUUGGGAGGUUUUUAAAUUUGAAAAUAAUCUGUCACUACAAUUUUAUUUUUAAAUUAAUUUCGUGUGGCCAACAGAUGAUGAGACACUGAAUUAAAGGAACUCAUUCAGUAAAGGGUGUCUUUUGGGGGUGGGGGAGUGGGGGAAUUUUGUGGUGACCUGAUGACGUUUACGAAAGCAAUUGUUAAUUGGGUGUAAUGACGUGAACUGAGUGUGAUUUUAUCGACGAAGAUGAAAUACUGAUGGGUGUGAAAUAAAAAUUCAUUUUGUUGGUUUAAAAAAAUUUGGAAAUAAUUUGUUUCAUUUGGGGGACUAGAAUAUUCCGUAAUUUCUUCAUUGAGACGUGUCGAUGACGCUCAAAAAUCGAUUGAACCGGUGAAUUUCAGUUCAACUAUUCUCGAAAAUUUGGAGUAAUAAAAGAAAGUUCAUCAUUGUUAUCAUGACUUCAUUGUUAUCAUGACUUAAAAAUUGCUCGAGCUUUUGUCACCGUUACCUGCCUCGGGGAUUUUUACUUCCUCUCCAGGAAACAUCGGGGUCCGGUCGCUACGAGGAUUCGUGGA
Molecule: messenger RNA, 3239 nt
Organism: Diachasmimorpha longicaudata
Lineage: Eukaryota; Metazoa; Arthropoda; Insecta; Hymenoptera; Braconidae
Gene: mTerf5
Product: transcription termination factor 5, mitochondrial
Exons: 6
Coding region: 404-2011 (535 amino acids)
Biological process (GO): regulation of DNA-templated transcription; termination of mitochondrial transcription
Cellular component (GO): mitochondrial matrix
Molecular function (GO): double-stranded DNA binding
Source: RefSeq, a predicted model, not a curated record